AUGGGUGAUAUUGACCCAAAGGUUAUAAGGAAGACUCAAGACACACUUGGGAAGUUAAUUAAAAAACCGCCACUUACAGAAAAAUUGCUUUCACGACCUCCUUUCCGGUUCAUUCAUGACAUAUGUUUGGCACUUAUCCACUCAACGGGAAUUAUGAAGGGUCUUUUUACUGCAGAAGAAUUGAACGUAGAUUGCAUUAAAGAUAAGGAUGCGAAAUCCGCUUUCUUAAAAAAAGUCAUUGAUUACGUUACGGCAGCUCAUAAUCAUGCCUUGGACAUUAAAGUUGGCAGCAUUAUUUCGGGAAAAGAGGCUGAGCGCACAAACGUUCUCCUUCAGCUUCUUGCGGGAGCUGUCAACAACGGCGUUGAUAAUGCAGCAUGUGUUAAUAAGGCGUUAGGUGUAGCACAGAUCGCCAAGGAAUCCCCAUCAAAAUGCGAUAAGAAGGAGAAGAAAAAAGACACAAGUAAAUUGGAAAUUGCGGGAAAUAAUUUGUCAUGUGCAGCGCUUUCCAGGGUGAAUUCAUUCCACGAGCCUGCGAAACGUGCUGCUACUGAAAGUCGAAAAAGAAAUCCUGUAAGCAGUCGUUCCAAGGAUAGAAUUGAACGCACACAAGAAAGACAAAAGGACAGACAUGAGGAAUUACCGAGGAAGCUGUCAAACAAGUUGUCAUCUUCGAAGCCAUCAAACACGAGUUCAGACGUUACAAAAGAAGUCGUUGUUAAAUCGGGGGAUGAGGUUGGGAGUAAACCCACGGUUCAGCUGCCCGGACCAAGCAACAAUGGACGCGAACGUUCUACCGAUCUACAGCCUACACCGAAUGUCACAGAGGGGGUUGUGACGACUUCACCUCAAUCUCGAACCAGUAGACCCUCUUCAGCAAAGGGUCUUAAAAAACCUAUCACUGAGCCACCUCAAUUUGAAAAGCAGGCCACAAAAACGGAUUUAUCGGCCAAGACCUCUCCGGGACAGAAUUCAACAAAGGCACCCACCCCGGAUCCACCUGUAUUUGCUGAAUUUCCCAAAGAGAAGACGCAAGAACUGAUGGAACCGACAGGAUCAAACGCUUUGUCGUCGUCUUCAGUGGCUGGAAUCAUGGUGGAGAACGAAAUCUUCUCGGAUGAUGAAGAUGAGGACGAUGUACGAAGAGGCGGGGGAGAGGAGGAGAACGUCUCGGGGAUUCGCCUGGCGCAUGCCAGUGGCGGUGAGGGCGAUUUCAGUGACGUCGAGGAUAUUGGACAGGCUAAUGGUGGCCUCGUGUCCAAACUCCUAAGGGCGAAAAAGGAACUUGGCGGAGAAGGCACUCCCCACCCCACUGGAAGCAAACAGUCGAACUUGAUUGUUGUCAAUGAGGUGGCCAAGAAACGCGACCGCGAAGCGACCGAGCGGGAGAUGGAGAGACUGUGCCAGAUUUUGCAAAACCUAACCAGAUCUGCUCUACCGCUUGGCAAGUUGAUUGACUUAAUGCAGGAGGACUUCGAGUGCAUACAAACGGAGUAUCGCGAGUGGAAGGAGGAGGACGAGCGACGACAGCAACGAAUCCGAAAAAUGGAGGGCCAAACUGAUCUCUAUCUUGCACAGUUGCAAGAAGAACUGACCCAAUUUGAACAUAAGCAGUCUCAGUAUCGUCGGGCGAUUGCUUCGGUGAAGGCCAACAUUUUGAAUAAUGAUCAAACCAUCCAGCAGAUGCUGAUCCAGUCGACAGAAACUUCGUAA
Molecule: messenger RNA, 1713 nt
Organism: Echinococcus granulosus
Lineage: Eukaryota; Metazoa; Platyhelminthes; Cestoda; Cyclophyllidea; Taeniidae
Product: TRAF3-interacting protein
Exons: 11
Coding region: 1-1713 (570 amino acids)
Biological process (GO): intraciliary transport; regulation of microtubule cytoskeleton organization; cilium assembly
Cellular component (GO): centrosome; axoneme; ciliary basal body
Molecular function (GO): microtubule binding
Source: RefSeq, a predicted model, not a curated record